Myzus persicae (green peach aphid) is the source of this 2976-nucleotide messenger RNA. RefSeq names its product E3 SUMO-protein ligase KIAA1586-like. The transcript is spliced from 3 exons. The record is from RefSeq and is a predicted model, not a curated record. Lineage: Eukaryota; Metazoa; Arthropoda; Insecta; Hemiptera; Aphididae. The coding region runs from base 721 to 2937 and encodes 738 amino acids.
GUCAUAGGUAUAUAAUAUGUAUUUUGUAUAAUAUGAUCGAUGUACAGUUAUAAAUUUUGGUAUCAUUAGCUAGGUUUAAUUGGCUAAUAUUCAGUGGUGUAUUGGAGGGUAUACGCGGGUAUACGUCGUAUACCCGGAUCCCUAUUUUUGGAUUUAUGCGUAUACCUUUAAGAAAAUUAGUCAUUUAUGGGUAUACGCACGCUUCUAAUUUAUCAUCAGACAAUUUAGUCAUAUUAUCACCAAACAAAAGUAAAAACUUAAAAAUAAUAAUUAAAUUUUACCCUACUACAAGUUCUUGCGAAGACGAUCGGAAACUGCCGAGCGUAUAUACAAUCAAUGUACAGCGGUUCCCAAACUGUGUACCUACUAAGUUUCAAAAAUAUAUUGUAAACCACUGCUUUAUCGUGUAUACCUAUUACCUACACUGAAUCGGUCGCGGUGUGCCGUGUAUGGUUAAUCUAAUAGUUAAAAAUAGAUCCAUAGUCAAAAAAUCGUGUACGAUUAUUGAUAAUAUAAAACAAUAAACAUACGUAAUUUCAAACUAAAUGAUAAUGACAAAUUGGAAUAAUAAUAAAAUAAUUAUUGUUGAUUUAUUGUGUUAUUACUUGUCAUCCAAUAACCAAAUUAUAAAAUCGAACUAUUAGUUUCUUAUUAUAUUAAUUCUAUUAAUUUUGUAAAAUAUUUUAUAUAUAAAUAUAUUAUAAUAUUAUAUGAUCGAUAAUGGAUAAUAAACGUACCGCUACUUCACAAAAAAUCACUAAUUAUUUUUCUGUGCCGUCGACGAAAAAACAUAAACCAACACCAACUGAUGAUGAAGUUGCAAUAACUAAUAAUCCGUCAGAAAGUAAAAAAGAAGUUACAGUCAAUAAUGAUGUUGUCUAUACAUUAGAUUCUGCUACUAAAACCAUUAAUGAAGAUUUGGUAACUCAGUGGCCACAGGAUUGGACCUUUGAGCAGUGGCAAUCAAAAAAAGAAAAAUAUGCUUGGAUGAAUUGUCACAAUGGUAAAAUUGGCUGCUCCAAUUGCCAAAAGUUUAGUAAUAUACACAAUUCUAAUAAUUCUGCUUUUGAAAUAUCUCCAGAGUGGUCUCUUAGUCUUAUUAGUGGGGGAACUAGUAAUAAUAAAAAAACUAGACUUUCUGUUCUACGGAAUAAAAUCAGAAAGCAUGUAACAUCAUCAGCUCAUAAAUGUGCUACAAAUAUAUUAAUUGAAAGAGAAUCUGACAAAUUAAAAAACCAAUUUGAAAAUAGUUCAUAUAAAGUUCAUAAAUCUACAUUAUCAGUCUUUAAAACAGCUUACUAUAUAGCAAAAAAUAAUAGACCUUACAAUGAUCAUUUUCAACUUUUGGAGUUGCAAGCACUUAAUGGUAUUGAUAUUGGGAAUACGCUUCAUUCAAGAUUUUCAUCUACUUCUAUUAUAUCUCACAUAGCAAUUGAAAUGAAAAAAAAAAUAGUGUGCAACAUUGUUAAGUCUAAUUCAAAAUUAUCAGUUUUGAUUGAUGAAUCAACCACAUUGAGUACAAAAUCUACUAUGGUUGUAUAUAUUAAAGCAUCUAUAUCUUCUGAAGAUCCUAUUUUUAUAUUUUUAGCCCUUGUUGAACUUAAACAUCAAACAGCAGAAAAUAUAGUUACCCAGCUUAUUGAUUGUUUACAUGAAUCUGGAUUUAAUAAUGAAUAUUUAAUAAAUAAUUGGAUAUCUUUUGUCAGUGACGGAGCAAGUGUCCUUUUAGGAAAAAAGGCAGGAGUUGCAAAGAGAUUAAAAGAUAUAUAUCCAUUAAUAUUUAGCUGGCAUUGUUUAAACCAUAGGCUGGAACUUGCUGUUAAUGAUACAAUGAAAGAUUUAAACUCUAUUAAUCAUUUUAAAUCAUUUAUCGACUCUUUUUAUGUUCUGUAUAAUAAUUCGCCAAAAAACACUAAUGAAAUUAAAGAUGUCUGUAAUGAAUUGAAUAUUAUAUUUGUAAAAGUUGGAAGAGUUCUUGAUACUAGAUGGGUAGCAAGCAGCUGGAGAGCUGUCAAUGCAGUAUGGAAGACAUUUCCUGCUCUAAGUAAGCAUUUUUAUAACUCUUCUAUAGAUAAAACUAAAGAUUCUAAGACAAGAAGUAAAUAUUUGGGUUUAUAUAAGAAAUUGUGUUCACCUGAAUUUUUGUAUGAUUUAUCUUUAAUGUGUGACGUGCUUUUAGAACUUUCUAAUUUAUCUUUGAAUCUUCAAAAACAAAAAAUAACUCUUAUGGAAGCAAAUUUAAAUAUUAAAAGAUCAAUUAGAAUUUUAGAAUCUUUUAAAGAUAAUAUAGGAGAUCAUAUGAAAGAAGUUGAAGUGGCAAAUAAUGAUAUGAUUUUCAAAAAUGUAAAACUAAUAAAUUAUUCAAAAAUUGUACCAAUUAAAAAAAAUCAGUUCAUAACUAGUAUCUGUAAUAAUCUAAAAAGUAGAUUAUUAGAAGAUACUAAUGACUUAAGUUUAAUGAAAGACAUCACAGUUCUUGAUAAAAGUACUUGGCUAGUUGAUAUAGACAUAAGGUAUGGUGAAGAAGAAGUCAAACGUUUGUGCAAACGUUUCAUGUUAAACAAGAAUAAUGCAAUAAGCGGAUUGAGAGUAUACAUUGAUGAAGAUAAAUACCCUCAAGAUGUAUUUCCAGAGUUGAAUAACUGUAUUAAAACUUUUCCUUGCUCAACUGCUGAAUGCGAACGUGGUUUCAGUGUUUUAAAUUUAAUUUGCACAGAUCUUAGGUCUACAUUAAGCAUAACUAAUAUUUCAAAUUUGAUGUUGAUAAAUAUAAAUGGACCCCCACUUAAGUUAUGGAGCCCUGAGUCCUAUGUUAAAAGUUGGUUAGUUCAACAUAGAUCAGCAGAUGAUACCAGAACAAAAAAAACUACAAAGAAAGAAGAAGAUACAGAUGUUUAUAAAAGAAGUUUAUGGACAAUUGUUAAUUCUUUAAAAUGAUUUAUAUAAUAUUUAAAUUUUGAUAUGUUAUUAACAUAG